Messenger RNA from Penaeus monodon (black tiger shrimp), 1782 nucleotides. RefSeq lists its product as uncharacterized. The transcript is spliced from 5 exons. Bases 1 to 1782 code for a protein of 593 amino acids. The record is from RefSeq and is a predicted model, not a curated record. Lineage: Eukaryota; Metazoa; Arthropoda; Malacostraca; Decapoda; Penaeidae.
AUGGAAUUACAGAUUCAGAUUUUAGAAUCUAAUUACGGAACAGAUUCAUCGAUGGACUCCCUAGAUAAGUGGCCUUUGCCCUUGACACUCUGGAAUAACGUGGCACCCCAGUUAGAGUGCCGCGACUCUACUGUGACGAAAUUAAAACAAAAAAAGCGAAUAAGGAUGCGCAGUGAGACGGAAAAUCGGCCGAAAGGAGUCUGCACCCAGAGGCCUCGGACACAGACAGACAGCAGCGGAGGCGGCGACGGCGGGGCGGGUGGUUAUCAAGGUCCCGCCGACACGCUCGCGUCUGUCGGUAAAUUCGAGGCGAGUGAGAGCGAGUGGGCAAGCAAGCAAGUGGGCAAGAGGCAGGAGUGGGCAAGCAAGCGAGUGGGCAAGAGGCAGGAGUGGGCAAGAGGUAGGAGUGGGAAAGAGGCAGGAGUGGGCAAGAGGCAGGAGUGGGCAAGAGGUAGGAGUGGGAGGGGCAAGUGGGCAAGAGGCAGGAGUGGCAAGAGGCAGGAGUGGGCAAGAGGCGGAGUGGGCAAGAGGCAGAGUGGGCAAGAGGCAGGAGUGGGCAAGAGACAGGAGUGGCAAGAGGCAGCGAGUGGGCAAGAGGCAGCGAGUGGCAAGAGGCAGGAGUGGCAAGAGGCAGGAGUGGGCAGAGGCGCGAGUGGGCAAGAGGUGGAGGAAGUCGACGGGGGCAAGAAGGCAGGAGUGGGCAAGAGGCAGAGGGCAAGAGCAGAUGGGCAAGAGGCAGGAGUGGGCAAGAGGCAGGAGUGGGCAAGAGGCAGGAGUGGGCAAGAGGCAGGAGUGGGCAAGAGGCAGGAGUGGGCAAGGCAGAGUGGGCAAGAGGCAGGAGUGGGCAAGAGGCAGACGGCAGUGGGCAAGAGGCAGGAGUGGGCAAGAGGCAGCGAGUGGGCAAGGCAGAUGGCAAGAGAGAGUGGGCAAGAGGCAGCGAGUGGGCAAGAGGCAGGAGUGGGCAAGAGGCAGGAGUGGGCAAGAGUGCAGGUGUGUGGCAAGUUGCAGAGUGGGCAAGAGGCAGUGAGUGGGCAAGAGGCAGGAGUGGGCAAGAGGUGGGCAAGAGGCAGCGAGUGGGCAAGAGGCAGCGAGUGGGCAAGAGGCAGGAGUGGGCAAGAGACGGAGUGGGCAAGAGGCAGGAGUGGGCAAGAGGCAGGAGUGGGCAAGAGCGCAGCGAGUGGGCAAGAUGGCAAGGCAGGGGGCAAGAGGCAGCGAGUGGUGCAAGAGGCAGGAGUGGCAAGAGAGGAGUGGCAGAGGCGGCGAGUGGGCAAGAGGCAGGAGUGGGCAAGAGGCAGCGAGUGGGCAAGAGGCAGGAGUGGGCAAGAGGCAGGAGUGGGCAAGAGGCAGGAGUGGGCAAGAGGCAGUGAGUGGGCAAGAGGCAGGAGUGGGCAAGAGGCAGGAGUGGGCAAGAGGCAGGAGUGGGCAAGAGGCAGGAGUGGGCAAGAGGCAGGAGUGGGCAAGAGGCAGCGAGUGGGCAAGAGGCAGGAGUGGGCAAGAGGCAGGAGUGGGCAAGAGGCAGGAGUGGGCAAGAGGCAGGAGUGGGCAAGAGGCAGGAAGUGGGCAAGAGGCAGGAGUGGGCAAGAGGAGGAGGGGAAGGGCAAGAGGCAGGAGUGGGCAAGAGGCAGGAGUGGGCAAGAGGCAGGAGUGGGCAAGAGGCAGCGAGUGGGCAAGAGGCAGCGAGUGGGCAAGAGGCAGGAGUGGGCAAGAGGCUCGCGCGGGCAGACGCGGCAGCCGGCGUCGGGGUGUCUCGUCCCCGCCUUCGCGCCGACAAAACCCGAUUGA